UUCAAUGCACAGCCGCAGUGAUAUCAUUUACAGCAUGGCUGCGUUUAAUUUCACAAGGUGUUUAGUAAGGUCUUACUUUUGCGUAAAAUGUAUAGAUCAUGUGCAAACACGUUUGCAGACAACUACCCGAUUGUUCUGUGUAUCAGCAUCACGCAGUAAUUCCGUGGAUGUACCUAAAGCCCAGUUUACAGAUACAGAGGUUCAAGACAUUCUGUCCAAAAUCACAGGUCUGGACCUGAAGAAAGUGUUCCGACCCUUAAGACAGCAUCUAACACCACCUAAAUACAAGCUUAUGACAGAUGCGGAAUUAGAAGAGGCAGUCUGUAAAGCAGAGGAAGAUGCAAAACAUUUGCUGAAGAUGCCACCGGUCCUGCCAGAGAGGAAGCCCAUAAAUGAUGUGCUCUCUGAAGAUCAGAUACUAGAAGGCAUGGACACUGCUAAAUAUGUAUUCACCGACAUCAACUUUAACAUCCCGCAUCGAGAAAGAUUCAUUGUUGUUAGAGAGCCCAGUGGAACCCUGAGAAAAGCAACAUGGGAGGAAAGAGAUAGGCUAAUACAAGUUUAUUUUCCCAAAGAGGGUCGUAAGAUUACACCACCACCCAUAUUUAAUGAAGAAAACCUUAGGGUGGUUUUUAAACAGGAUAGACAUGAGGAUGUGCUAAACAGGUGCAUUGUCCAAUUCGAGCCAGACUGUGCCGAAUUUAAGAAGGUGCUCAUGCUGACCUAUGAAGACAUUGAAAAGCAAAGGAAAUACGAUCUGCUCAGGUCCACACGGUUCUUCGGUGGUUUGGCCUGGCAUCUGGUUAAUGGUCGGCGAAUUGAUAACCUUCUUGUGGACAUGUUGCAGAGAGACCUAAUGCAGGAUGCAGUGAGCUUGGUACGUCUAUUCAACUUGGUUCAUCCUCAGAGUGAGUGUGCACAGCACGCUCGAAGACAAGAGGCCACUCACCUGGACCUGCUCAAGAUCUAUGCCCAGUAUGAGUCAAACAGAGCUGGAUUCAUCGAGUUGGCAGUGCAAACCUAUGAACAGACCCAAGUACUGAGCUCUCUUUAAAUACAUUGAGGGGUUAAAACAAUGGAAAAUAGACAAUUAUGAAUAAAAGCAUGUCACAUAGAUAAAAUGUUAAGUUUUGGAACCUGUACUAAUUCUGUACAUAAUAAAGAAAACUUUUGUAUGAAA
Molecule: messenger RNA, 1180 nt
Organism: Puntigrus tetrazona (Sumatra barb)
Lineage: Eukaryota; Metazoa; Chordata; Actinopteri; Cypriniformes; Cyprinidae
Gene: mrps22
Product: mitochondrial ribosomal protein S22
Exons: 8
Coding region: 5-1054 (349 amino acids)
Cellular component (GO): mitochondrial small ribosomal subunit
Molecular function (GO): structural constituent of ribosome
Source: RefSeq, a predicted model, not a curated record